Molecule: messenger RNA, 675 nt
Organism: Knipowitschia caucasica
Lineage: Eukaryota; Metazoa; Chordata; Actinopteri; Gobiiformes; Gobiidae
Source: the annotation of a GenBank genome assembly
AUGACAGUCUUUCCAUGGUAUGAAAAACUGCGGAGCAGCAGGAGGGCUCCCUCCAGCGGCAGCAGGGUGUCUCUGCUCCGGCCUACAGAACCUACAGACCGCCUCAGACCCACGGCCCUUCCCCCUGACGCAUCCUCAGAAAGCCUCCACUCUCACAUCAGAGCGAGCGCCUGUUCGUGUGCACAAAACAUGGCUUCACCAAGGACAAUUACUAUUGUGGCCCUUUCUUUUGCGUUGGGUCUAUUCUUUGUUUUUAUGGGAACGAUUAAAUUAACGCCGAGGCUUAGUAAGGACGCGUAUAGCGAAAUGAAACGAGCCUACAAGAGCUAUGCCAAAGCACUCCCGGGUCUGAAGAAGAUUGGUGUGAGUUCUGUCCUGCUCCGUAAGAUCAUCGGCUCUCUGGAGGUUGGCUGUGGAAUUGUGCUUACCUUGGUGCCAGGAAAGCCAAAAGAUGUAGCAAACUUCUUGCUCCUGCUGGUCAUGCUGGCAGUGCUCUUCUUUCACCAACUUGUUGGAGACCCCCUAAAACGUUAUGCCCAUGCUUUAGUUUUUGGCAUUUUGCUUACGUGCCGACUUCUAAUUGCACGCCAAAGUGAGGAGCGGCCAGAGCGUGAGGAAAGCCGAGAAGAACAGUACCUCAAUGACCAAGAGCGAAACAAAGUCAAGCAGUCUUAA